Molecule: messenger RNA, 1104 nt
Organism: Mya arenaria
Lineage: Eukaryota; Metazoa; Mollusca; Bivalvia; Myida; Myidae
Product: proteasome assembly chaperone 1-like
Exons: 6
Coding region: 31-855 (274 amino acids)
Biological process (GO): proteasome core complex assembly
Cellular component (GO): endoplasmic reticulum
Molecular function (GO): proteasome binding
Source: RefSeq, a predicted model, not a curated record
CCACAAACCAGUUGACUGCUACCCGACAAAAUGGCGACUUUCUUUGGCGAAAUUGUACCAUCAUUUUCAAGAGCUGUAGACGAUGACGACGAUGAUAUCGACAGUGAAUACAUUGAGACGACGAGCGUGAGAUGGUCCCCUGUUGUGCAAGCCGAACGUCUCACAACUCCAGACCAGAAGGUUCCAUGUCAGACUUUAGUCAUCGCUAUUGGCCCGGCUGCUGCAGGUUUUGUGCAGGCCUAUAUAUUGACUGAACAGUUCUACGUUGUGGGAGCACUUUUCAGUGGGAUGUCAGACAAUGAUGUGAACACCUUUGAUCAGACAGCCCCCUCUGACAAAACUUGCUACAUAUAUCGGUCCAGAAGUAACGACCAGGCUUACCUGUGUCUGUGCAAAACAGAUGUUUCAGAUGAGCAAUGUUACUCAUGGGCAGAUCAGUUGUUUUCCUGUCUGAGCACAGACUCCCCAAGCCUGUAUGCUAGCAUCCUGUGUUCGACAAUGUUGAGUGAGUACCGCAGUGAUGUGCCUGUGUCAGAGCUUGAAACACCGUUCCUGCGGGCUCUCAAGACCGGGCGCUUUGCUGGGACACCUGUGUGCCCCUUCCUUGAGCAGCCCAAUCUCCUGUCUGGCCUGGCAGCCCAGUUGUUGACGGUCCUACAGGCACGUGACGUAAAGGCAGUGCUGUACGUAUGCUACACAGACUGUCUCUACCUGGACUCAGAAACCAUGGCUGUGUUCAGACCCCUCCUCAAGACCACCCCCAUCAAGGACAUAUACCAGGGGAACACUAAAGCUGAGGAAGUAAUGAGACAUAUAGUGGACUCCUACUCCUUGAAGAACUCUCUGUACAUGUAAUGUGCACACCUGAGCUGUGUUAACAUCUACAGGUUCUUCAAGUCCCAAAGGAAGGCUAUCACUCCAAGUCAGCUGUACACCUUGUCUGAGCAUGACCAAGACUAGCCUGGAGCUGUAUUGGUCACUUGUAUAAGCUCUGAGGCACAUGACAGUGUGUUGUGACUGUUAUGUCACCUGGGCUUGUGAUAUGGUGCUGGUCAUCAUAGGUCACUACACGUUUGGUUGAUCACAAAUAAAAUAAGUGCUGUA